AUGCGUUUCACCGCCUUCCUCCUCCCCGCCCUGGCUGCCGCCACCCCGGUGAACCUGCCCAAGGGCGGCGCCGGCCAGGCCGACGGCCCGGACCCCAAGCAGAUCCAGAUCGUCAGCGCCAGCUUCUCGGGCAACGGCUGCCCCCAGGGCACGGUUUCGACCAGCAUCUCGCCGGACCGCACUGUCAUCACCUUCGGCUUCGACGCCUUCCAGACCUACAUCGGCCCCGGCUACGACCCCAAGGAGCGGACCAAGAACUGCCAGCUGCACCUCAACCUCCGGUACCCGACGGGGUUCCAGUUCGCCGUCGUGGACAGCACGUACCACGGCUACGCGCAGCUCGACGCGGGCAUCCAGGGCGACUUCUACUCGACCUACUACUUCUCGCAGGACGCGCCCUCGACCACGACCACCAAGACGUCCAUCUCGGGCGGCGGCGUCUGGGCCCAGGGGCAGGUCUACACCAAGGCCGACAGCAUCCCGACGUCGAGCUACAUCUACUCGCCCUGCGGCGCCAACGGCAUCCUCAACAUCAACAACCGCAUCAGCCUCGUCAACAAGGGCAGCAACUCAAAGGCCACGGGCAUCAUCUCGGACGACGACGCCACCGUCGCCUUUACGCAGCAGCUCAACCUCUUCUGGCGCCCCUGCAAGAAGUGA
Molecule: messenger RNA, 660 nt
Organism: Gaeumannomyces tritici R3-111a-1
Lineage: Eukaryota; Fungi; Ascomycota; Sordariomycetes; Magnaporthales; Magnaporthaceae
Exons: 2
Coding region: 1-660 (219 amino acids)
Source: RefSeq, a predicted model, not a curated record